Ascochyta rabiei is the source of this 909-nucleotide messenger RNA. Its product is annotated as D-serine ammonia-lyase. Gene Ontology annotation, molecular function: D-serine ammonia-lyase activity. NCBI's taxonomy places the organism in Eukaryota, Fungi, Ascomycota, Dothideomycetes, Pleosporales, Didymellaceae. Gene Ontology annotation, biological process: D-serine catabolic process. The record is from RefSeq and is a predicted model, not a curated record. The transcript has a single exon. The coding region runs from base 1 to 909 and encodes 302 amino acids.
AUGGGCGUCUUGGUUAAGAUAGAUACCGGCUACCACCGUGCCGGCAUCACGACCUCGAGCCCGAAAUUCGGCCCACUCGUCGCUGCCAUACUCGCAAAAGACGAUACGAAAGGAGGAGAGGGAGCGAUAGCUCUGAGAGGCUUCUACUCGCACUUCGGACACAGCUACGCGGGCUCAUCCGAAGACGACGCCGCCUCGGGCCUCAUCGACGAACUCGUCGGCCUCGAGCAAGCCACGCACGCUGUUCCCGAGUCCGUACGCAGAGGGCUCAUCUUGUCUAUCGGAGCUACGCCUACAGCGACGGCAGCGCAGAACAUGCUCUCCUCCUCUUCGCCGCGUGUCGAUGAGUUCCACGCCACUCUAGCCAGAAUGAAAGAGCAGUACACUGUAGAGUUGCACGCUGGCGUGUAUCCGCUGCUCGACUGCCAGCAAGUCGCCACGCACGCCCGUCCGUCGUCAGGCGAGGCGAGAGACGGAUUCCAGCCGCUGAGCAAGGACAGCAUCGCGGUCCGCUUACUCGUCGAGGUCACUUCUGUAUACUCUGAGCGCGAGAAGCCCGAAGCGUUAGUCUCAGCGGGCAGCUUGGCGAUGGGGAGAGAGCCUUGUAAGAGCUACCCUGGGUGGGGCAUCGUGACGGGGUCGCUGGGGAACGCGAAGACGAGAUCGGUGUACGAUGAACGAGAGGAGAAGAUGGGAUGGAUAGUAGGGAAGAUCAGUCAGGAGCAUGGUAUUUUGACGUGGGAGGGGGACAGGUCGAAGUGCAACGAGCUGGCAGUUGGAGACAAGAUCGAGGUCUGGCCGAACCAUGCUUGUGUUGCUGGAGCUGGGUUUGGGUGGUAUCUUGUCGUCGACUCAGAGCUAGGAGGAGACAAGGUUGUGGAUGUGUGGCUAAGAUGGAGGGGCUGGUAG